Equus caballus (horse) is the source of this 9293-nucleotide messenger RNA. NCBI's taxonomy places the organism in Eukaryota, Metazoa, Chordata, Mammalia, Perissodactyla, Equidae. The record is from RefSeq and is a predicted model, not a curated record.
GGCGGGGCGGAGAAAAUGGCGAUGCCCCCGGCCGCCGCGCCCCCCGCAGGAGCCAGGGAGCCGCCGGGGCCCCGCGCCACCGCCGCCGCCGCCACCGCGCCGCCGCUCGGCCUGCAGCAGCUGUCGGCACUGCGGCCCGAGCCGGGCGGGGUCCCGCUGCACUCGCCCUGGACCUUCUGGCUCGACAGAUCCCUCCCUGGUGCCACAGCAGCUGAGUGCGCGUCAAAUCUGAAGAAAAUCUACACAGUGCACACAGUACAGAUAUUCUGGAGUGUGUACAAUAAUAUUCCUCCUGUGACUAGCCUGCCUUUGAGAUGUAGUUAUCAUUUAAUGAGAGGAGAGAGGCGACCGCUUUGGGAAGAGGAGAGUAAUGCAAAGGGUGGCGUAUGGAAGAUGAAAGUUCCCAAGGACAGCACGUCCACAGUUUGGAAAGAGUUGUUGUUAGCGACUAUCGGGGAGCAGUUCACAGACUGUGCAGCUGCAGAUGACGAAGUCAUAGGAGUCAGUGUCAGUGUUCGAGACCGAGAAGAUGUCGUCCAAGUCUGGAAUGUAAAUGCCUCUUUAGUGGGUGAAGCGACCGUUUUAGAAAAGAUCUAUGAACUUCUGCCCCACAUAUCUUUUAAAGCAGUAUUUUAUAAACAUGACUUGCUGAAACCAUCUCAUUCUUCUGGAAGGAAGUAUGCUCUUCCUUAUCUACACUGAAGACUUGCUUGACUGCCCAGAGGCUGAGGUGCAGUUGCUAUAGUUUGACCAAUUCAUGGAUAGUGCCACACAAAUGUAAGCUUUUUCUGCCAUCUCCAUUUGGACUUUCUAGAACAUGUUGUGUCUUAUAUCUACUCCUGAUGAUAAAAUGGAAGAAGAGUUGUUCACGGCCUCUGAAUAUGUUUAAAACCUUUUUUAUUGUAUUAAUUAUUUCCUAAGUGCUAAAUAGCUGUGAAACUUGGCUAAAUAAAAAUAACCUAUAUGGCUGAAAGUCAACAGAUUAGUAACAGGUUAUGACAUACACCAAGCCGUGGGAGCAGGAAAAGUCAGGGUUAAAUUUUCUGCUAAUAGUGGCUAUCAGCAGCGUCUGAUAGAGCCAUGGUAACUUAAAACUAGUUAAAAAUGGGACAUAUUACUGAAAUAUGGUUUUAUAUCAAAUAUAUGGUUCAUUCAAAAACCCCAUGGCAAGUGAACUUAUUCUGUCUAGUGGAAAAGAUUUCUGCCUCUCAGUUUUGCAAUAGAAUAUGUUAGAAAAUACUGUUGGUGCAUCAGCAGAGAUAUGCUGGUUUUUUCACUGGUUCUCAUUAGAAAUGCAAGUCCCUUGUGUUUUGUCAACACUGAGAUGCAGGAAUUUAAGCAUUUAUUUUCAUCCUUAAGUCUCUUCAUGAUGCAAUAGCAAUGAAAAUGCUUUUUUUCUAUUAUCACUGAAGACAGGUGGUGGCCCAUGUACCCCAAGGAAAUAUCAUAGCACCAGGUUAGGAGAGCAUUUUGUGGAAUCCAUCUUUAAUAUAUUUUUGCACUCUCAAGAGAGAAUAUGGAGAAAUACUGGUCUCUUCCUCCUCUGAACUCCUAAGUUCCAAACCCAAUGAUGAAAUUUAGGGGAGGAGGUAAAUUAAUCUUUCCCCACAGAAUUGGAGUUGGAUAACCAGCCUUUUAAAAUGAAUAGGUUAUCUUUUUUUAAAAGUAGGCAAAUGUAUCCUAGCUUUCAAAAUUCAAAUUCCAACUCAAGUAAUUGGAAAUACUCACAUGCCUUCCAGAAACCAUUUGGUUUCUUGAAAUAUUAUUAAUGCCAAAUUCAGAUACUUUAGCAUCCACCAACACAGCCACUGUGAAUUGAGAAGGUAUGAUGACGGAGAGAAAACACUGGUGUGGUUUCACUUCCCAGUGAGACAGUGACACUGAGCUAUAUGAACACUUGCCCAUCUGUAUGUCCCUCUCUACUUUGAGUUGUGCAGCCUCGACUUAUGCUGAAGGGGUCAUUUCAGUUCAACCUCAAGGCUGUAGCCAUGGCACUAGUGCAUUACCAACCUAUGGUUAAUUAUACAGUUAUGGGAGCAAGUGUCAAGAGAAUGUAAUAAACAGUUGAGGCUUUUGAAAUCUCCCCAUACCAACUUUUUAUCCCCAAAUUUCUGCACGUGUGGCUGCGUAGCUGGAGAAGACGAUUCCAACGUUAUUACCCAAAGAUAAAUUCCAAUAUCUCCCACACCCCAAUUAUGUAUUCCACAUGUUGACAUGCCAAAGAGUUGCUGUACACUUAUGAGCAGCUUCUAAACACCUGCAUGUAACAGAUUAUCAAGAUCUGGCACUUGAAGUUUAUUCUGUGUAGAAAACAUUUGUCGGCUGAAGAUAAAUCGCUGUCUGAAUCUCAUUUGGGUAGCCAUCAUUUUACCCCCUUGCAUAACCACAGUUUUCUUCAAACAUCACCAAGGUAAUUUGAAUAGAGGUUGGUGAUUUUGAAACACACUUCAAAUGUCUGGUUUUAGGUGAAACCUCUGCUCCUGCCUCUCCAUCUCAUUGAUCCUCGCUGUGACACUCCACAUCUGGUUGUGUCACUCCCGUUCUGUUUAUGUAACAUAGCCUGGUGUCAAGUGGUACUGGAUUUGGCACAAUCAUCAGCCAAAGAGCUCACAAAUCAAACAGUAUUUCUGAAAACUGCGAUAGAAGUGCCAGUAUAUUUUAAAAUUUGUUCAGAUUUUUUUUUUUUUAAGAAAUAGAGCUAUUUAUUUUAAAGGCUUGUACUUCUAAAAGUUCUUGUUCAAAGAAUUGCUGUUUCCAAAACGAGAGGGUAAAGAGUUUAGUUACUCAAUUGAACAAAUAUUUAUUGAAUGGUUCCUAUAUGCCAGGCACUGUGUCUGGCACCAUAUUUAUUUUCUGGGCUGCACAGGAGUGAGAGACAGUGUGUCAAAUAUUCAGUUCAAUAAAUGGAAAUGGUGUGCCGACUGUUCCAUGUGCUGACGAUGCCAAAUUUAUGUCUCUAGUUCUCAUCUGUCCCUUCAACCCCAGAAUCAGUGCGUCAAACUGCCUUUCAGUAUCUCCACCUGAAUAUCCAGUAGGCAUUGUAAGCGCGCACGUCCACAGAGACAGAAGGUAGAAUAGAGAUGACCGGGGUCUGGGAGAGGGGAGACAGGAAUUAAUGUUUAACGGGUACAAAGUUUCUCUUUGGGAUGAUGGAAAAGUUUGGGAAAUGGAUAGUGGUGCUGGUAGCAUAAUGUUCUGAACAGACUUCAUUCAUGCCCCUGAACUGUACAUUUCAAAAUGGUUAUAUGUAAACUUUAUGUAUAUUUUAUGUACAUAUUAUGUGUAUUUUACCACAAUAAAAAAACAAGUACACAUCCAAAAGUAAACUCUUCAUUUCCACUCCCCAAACCUGUUCCUCCUGCCAUCCUUCUUAUCUCAGUAAAUGACACCUCCACUCACCGUUAGGCUCAUGUUAAAAACCUCAUGACACCAUCCUGGGUUCUUUUCUUUUUCUCACAUCCAAUGUCCAGGCCAUCCAUAAGCCUCGGUGGCUCUGCCAUCAAAACACAUCCUGAAUCCCACCACUUCUCAUCACUUCCAUCUUGGCCUCUUGGUCCAAGUCGUCUCUUGCCUGGACCACAGGAGCCUGCUGACUGGUCUGUCUGCCUCCACUCUGGCCCUUCUUUAGUUCCUUCUCCACAUAGUACUAGAGUGAUCCUUUUAGCAUAUACAUUUGAUCAUGUUAUUCUUCCUCCCCACAUGUACCCAUGCUUUUCCAUCACAGGAAAAUCAAACCCAAAGUCCUUCUGGACCUGCAAGGCCCCAGAUGAUCUGGCCUCUUCCUACCUUGCUGAAUGCAUCUCCUGCCAUUGUUCCCCUCACUUACUUUGUUCAAGCCACGCAGGCCUCCUUGGUGUUCCUGGAACACACCAAGCACCUGCCUACGGCACGGCCUCUAACUAGCUAUCGCCUCUGCCUAGGACACUCUUCCCCUGCUAGCAUCCAUAUCCGCUCAAAUGUCACCUCCUCAGAGAGCUUCCCAGCCAUCUGUCUAAAAUAGCAUCACCUCCUGCAUCAUUCUCUUUCCCUCUGCCCUGCUUUGUUUAUUUAUUGUCUGUUUCUCCUCCACUAGGACAGAAGUUCCAUGAGGACAGGAUUUGUUUUGUUUUGUUUUGUUUACUGACUUACCACCAGUAACCUGGAACUUUGUGGGCUUUCAAUAAAUAAUAUACAAUAUGCAAGGCACAUCACUAUUUUUUGCUAAAUAUCAUUCAUGGUACAUUAGUUGAGCUUAUCACAGAGAAUUGAGUUAUCUAAUAAGCUGCCAUUUGGGAAUGAAUUGGGUUUUUCUCCUUUCUUAUGUUAAAAUAUUUAACUUAUGGCCAAAAGAAUUUUAGGGCAGGAAGUUAAAAAAAGGUAAAAUUUAAAAAUCAACAAAUCUUAGGCAACUUAAGAUUUGGGAAAACAUGGGAGCAAUUCAGUGGAGGUAAAUUUAAUUCCAAAACACAUGGUUGAGUCAAUCGUGUUACUCCAGGCUCUUUUGAUUAGAAGACUCAGAGACCCAACUCACUUGCUUAAGAACAAAAGGGAGCUUCUGUCUUACUAUGUAACUACAAAAUCCAAGGCAUAGACUUCAGGUAAGGCUGCGUUCAGGUGCUUGCACGAUGCGGUGAGCUUUCAUCCUCUUCUCCAUUUCUCAGUCGCCCUGUCACCUCUGCUGUUGGCUUUAUUCUCAGGCAGCUCUAGGAUUCUCUCUUCUUUAUAGCUGGGAACUGCAAGGGAAGGAGAGCAGCUUUAUAUCAUUACUCUAGCAAAAGCCCCAGGACUGAGUCACAUGAGACCUUGGGGUGGCCAACCAUGAAACAAAUGUAGCCAGGGGGAUAGAAGGCAUUUGUUUGGCAGACCUGAGUCACAUGCCCAUUUUGCACCUAAAGAGAGAGGAGAAAUUAAGGUCAGCCCCACUCAGCCACAUGGACCAAGCACCAAGAAGGGCUUAUUCAAAGGGAAAUCAAAAGGAGGUGAAACGGAUGCUGUAAGGGCAGAAACAUCUGCUGUUCGCUAGAUCAAGAGAAGAAACAGAUUCCACUGGGCUAUGUGAUGUCAUGCACUGCUCUUUGACUUAAAUAUUUUCAAUUGAUCUUAACAAGUUGUAGUGGGUUUAAGCUGGUUGUGAAUGGAUUCACAUGGGCUGUAGAAUGCGCAAGUGCUGUCCUUAGGACGGAAGAGAUUGCGUGUGCGUGUUAGACCAUGAUGGCGGGAGAUCGGAGGGACUUGGAGCAUGGAAGCUAGGGGGAUUGGGAAGAUGCAGCUAAUUCCUAGAACUUUCAUUGACUCAGAUGAGGUUUCUCCUUAAACGAGACAAAUUGUCUUUAAUUGAAAAAGUCAUUGGAGACUGUGCAGUACAAUGGUGAGAGCAACUGCAUUGGCCUCAUGAAGACAGGAUUUUCAGUCCUGACUAUGCCACUCGCUUUAUUUAUGUUUUUGGACAAGUUCUUUAACCUCCUCAAGCCUCAGUUUCCUCAUCUGCAAAGUGGGCAUGAUACUGUCUACAUCAGUGUAUUGUGAUUGUUGAAAAGAAAACUCAAGGAAAAGAGCUAUGAUAGCUCAGACUCGUAGAGCACUCAGUGAGUGAUGUCUGUUGAAUAAAUGAAUGCUCCAUGCCAGUGACCAUGCCUAACUUUAGGUCCCAGGCUUCCAGUGCUGCCCUGUGCCCCCAUAGUUAAAUUUUCUGGGUCUAGCCAUGUCAUGAAUGGUAGAAACAUGCCAGUUAGAAUGAAGGGUGACUUGGUUGCAGGCAAUAGGAACCAACUCUGGCCCACUUAAGCAAAAAGGGAAUGUAUUUGUGGGAUAUGGGGUGUCUCAGAAAACUGAAGGAAAGGCUGGACAUCUGGGCCUGGAAAGUCCAGGAACUGGGGUCAGGUCCAGGAGAGAGGUGGCAGCCCCCCUGGGGCACCAUGGUCAGGAUGAAUCGGCUCCAGAAAGCUUCUAUCCAUGUGUUAUCCCGCCCAGGAGAGCACCUGAUUGGUCUAGGGAAAAUACACAACCCAGGCUUGACCAGUCAGAACACUUCCUAACCACACAGCUGCUGUAGAAAACAUCACACCGAUAUAUUACACGUUGUAUGCUAUGGUCAUUGGUUUGUCCUUAAAAUAUUUAUUAAGUCCCUAAAUUGUGCCCUUUGCUAGAGUUUGAGAUGAGAGAGACCAGUGCCUGCCCUUGUGUAGCUCACAGCCCAACAAUGACUGAACUGGGUAGGAACUUUUGGUCCUAGAGUAUAAGUUAGGACCUUUGUCCCACCAAGACAAGGUGUGGAGGGAAAAGUGGUUCUUCCAAGGAAAACUGAGGCACUAUUAGCAGAAGAGGAGGAUGGCUGCUGGCAGGAAAAAGCAACCGCCUGUUCCCCUGCACCUAAUUAGUACGUUACUCCAUCUUUUCGAGCGUUGGUUUCCUCAUCUGUAAAAUGGGGAUAAUGAUGAUACCCACCUCACAGGGUUAUUGUGAAGAUUAAAUGGGUUAACACAUGUGAGAUGCUGAGAGUAGGGCCGAGAACAUAAAAUGCGCUCUACAAAUGUUAGCUGUCAUCAUCAUCGUCACUAUGCCAAGCCCCUGCUCUUCUAUUCUUUCUUGCAUGUUGUUUUCAUAAUGGAGCCCUGAGAAGUGGCAAACUCCUGGCCGUGCCCCAACCCCCCAGGCAAUACGACUUUUUGAGCGGUAAUAAAAAAUAAAAAAGAAGAGGGAGAAAUUUGGCAACUUCUCCUUCUGCAAUCGCACAGCCAGGGCCUUCUCAGGUUUCCCCUUUGACUGGGGAUCUGCAGCCUGUAAGUGUUAAUUUAAAGUGAACUCUCUAAAUGGCUCUUGUGCGGGAGCCUCAGGCUGUACAGACAGAGCCCUUCUCUGCAGAAGGUUCUAGGCCGGUGGCUUCGAUGCACCCCUAACCCUGCACAUACUCAUAACCCACAACUGACUGAAAGUGAUUGAAAUGCAAGUUUUUGUUGAGCUGAAAUGCUAAAUUCAGGAUUGGGAGCAUAUGGAUCGCUCCAUAUUUGUUUUCUGCAUAUCUGAUGUUAGCAAUUUAGAACAUCACUGGGACGCUCCCGAGAGAAUUUCAGUUCUGUAAAUGAAACAAUUAUUUUGGCAGUUUGGGAAAGAUAUAUUCAUAACUUUCAUGGUAUUUAAAGGGGAAAUACACCUUCCCCAAGUCCCUUUUUCCCUUGCCAGAUAUGAAGAAUGAAAUUCGAGCGUCGAGGGAUUAGAUGGCAUAAAGAGGAAAAUUGACAGUCAGUGAGUUGCAUUCACAAUUGGAUUUCUAGGAUUGACAGUGAGACAGGAAGUAGAAGGGUUUCUCCAAAUCUGGGCACAGAGAAGCUGUGGAGAACAACAUGCCUGGGGCAUUAUGUUCAUUCAUUCACUCAUCUAACAAGCAUCUUUGAUGUGCUCUUGCUAAGGUCUGAGAGGAAAAGGACCAGUGCUUGCCAAUCAGUGACUGUUUACAGUCUAAAUUCCUGCAUCGUAGGAUUCUUUGGUUGCAAGUAACAGAAAAGCAACUUACAACAAGGUUAAGUGAAAAAGAGGAAAUGAUUAUAGUGAUGAAGGGGUGUCUUGUGGAACCCAAGUGAGGGAUAUCCUAGAGGGUGAAUAGGUCCUGGACCCAGAGAGUAAAUGCUGCAAGACUCAGGCCGUCUGCUCUGUGUCUCUCCUCUUGCAUACUUGCUCCAUUCUUCUGUGCCGCCUGCUUUUCCCUUUUCCUCAGUCCACACAGCAGAAAAUGGCCAUCUUGCACUUUCUGAGUUUUUAGAUCUCUCCACCUUUGAGAGAGCAUCCCAGAGGGAAGAGAAUCUCUUUGUCUCAAACGUAAAGGUCUGGGAGGGAAGCUGAUUGGUUGAGGUGGGUCAGGUGUUUACUCCAGGUACAAUCAGCCAUGGGCAGGGGUGGAGUUAUAUACAACCUGUCGCUCAAAGUGUGGUGCCUGGAGCAGCAACAUCAGUAUCUCCUGAGAGCUUGUUAGAAAGGUGAACGCUUGGGCCAUCCCAGACCUACUGAGUCAGAAUCUCCAGGUUUGCAAGAUCCCCAGGUCAAUCUGAGGGUUAGGAAGCUCUGCUGUAGAACCUACGGGGCUGCCUGGCUGUCACUCUGUAAAGGAGGUGGGCAGAUAAGAGGCUUGCUGUGAGCUGAGCUGACAGCCCAGCACGUUUCUGGACAACAGCAUACAAAUCUUCAGCUCCAGAGGCUACUUCCUGAGAGAAACAUUAACUCUGAAGAAUAUCUAUCUGUAGAGGAGAGUGACUUAGAUCUUUAUCAUGAUAUAAAGGAAAUGCUUCAGGCCCAUGUGAUGUUUCUCAAUAAUUGCUUGAUUCUCUCUUCCCUCCUACGUGGAUGUGGCAGGCUUCUAAAGCAGCUCCUCUGAUCUCAGAUUAAGUCUGGACAGUUCACACCCUAAACUGGUCGUGGGAUUGGUUGGUGAACCUGCCCACAACAAGAAAGUCCAAAUGCUGGAAUCUGAUGGCACGUUUGGUGGCUCUGUUACUACUUAUCUUGGUCUUAUGGGAAUUCCCCUGGACACAGGCCACGAAGACCUGGCCUCCUGGCCUAGAAUUGCCACAGGGAGUGGCAGGGCAGGGGAGAAGGAGAGCUUUUGCUAUGGGUCUUAGAGUGCUAAUAUCAAAGACCAUCCCCAAGUUCAUGAGAGUCUCUUUCCCCGGCGCCAUUUGCAUCCUAUGACAGACCCGCCAUCAGGGAUCCUCAAGUGUAAGGCUGUGGCCGCGUUUUCGGUAUUAGCUUUUCAUGACGUGUCUGAAUUGUUUGGGACCAUAGACUUCAUCUUGUGUUUUUUUCCUUCCCCGAGGGCACACAGUAGGUGCUCACUUCAUGCUCGGGAACACUCAAAGCGUCACAUGUUGACUGAAAAUGGAGAAUGACAAGGGUCCCUUUGCCAUGACUUUGCAAAGCCUUCUACUUUUGCUCAACCAGGGCUCACCCAACUGCUCUCACUGGGGAUCCCAGACAAGCUCUGGGUGCCCAGCACCCUGAGCCCAAGAAACCCGAGGAGAAUCGAGGCCAUAGGUCUACCUCCACUCACCACUCACCUCCUCACUUUAUGUCCGUCACAGAAUUGUUUGCACACCUUAAAACACAAAACAUAUUAGAACCAUAGUAGAUGACGUAUACAAGUGUACAUCAUACAUCCCCAUAUGUACACAGAUGGGGAUUGCAGUUCAGAAUUUCUUUUCUGAGAAGGAUGUAUGGUCAAAAAGUUUGGAGACCCCUAGUAAAGAGCUGUAGUUUUAAAGCGUUUAAUUUUUAAUUUUUUUUUUAAAGAUUGGCACCUGGGCUAACAACUGUUGCCAAUCUUCUUC